Cryptomeria japonica (Japanese cedar) is the source of this 2122-nucleotide messenger RNA. RefSeq names its product probable mitochondrial-processing peptidase subunit beta, mitochondrial. Lineage: Eukaryota; Viridiplantae; Streptophyta; Pinopsida; Cupressales; Cupressaceae. The transcript is spliced from 10 exons. The record is from RefSeq and is a predicted model, not a curated record. Gene Ontology annotation, molecular function: metal ion binding; metalloendopeptidase activity. Gene Ontology annotation, cellular component: mitochondrion. Gene Ontology annotation, biological process: proteolysis. Bases 219 to 1808 code for a protein of 529 amino acids.
AGAUAACUGAAAAUAAGUACUGGUAAGCUGGAGAGUCCCACAGGACCAUGACCUGAAACCCUAACCACUAAUCGUUGGUCGGAUUGUCAACAAAAGGGAAAACAUGUAACCUGCGCUCCAAUUGAGCAAAACCUCAAUAACGGCCCUGCUCUGAUUUGCAUCAAUUGAAGGUCAAGGGUUCGAGUCCUUUGGACACAGCAUUACCAUCAAAACUGAUAAUGGCGAGCAGGAUUCUUCAAACCCUAGCUCGCAGAUGUCCCGAAAGGAAAAUUCCCCCAUGGCGUUAUCGUUCGAGCGCCUCCAUCCACGCCCCCGCUAUCACCGUAGAAGAUUCAUCAGAAACCCUACCUGCUUCUCCUCCUUUCCCGCUCUACGACCAGCUGGCGGAAGAAGUGAAACAGAAGCUGAAAAAGCUGAAAAAUCUCGACCCGAGGUUUCUCCAAUACAACAACCCCGUGCCCAAGUUGGUCGACCACGGAUCGAUUCUGGCAGCCCCCGCGACGCGCGUAACGGUUCUGGAAAAUGGACUGAGGGUGGCCACAGAGUCCGACCUCGCCGCGCAGACGGCGACGGUUGGGGUAUGGAUCGACGCUGGAAGCCGCUUUGAGACGGAUGAGACCAACGGGACAGCGCACUUCCUGGAGCACAUGAUCUUCAAGGGGACCAAGAAGCGUUCCGCUAGGGUUCUCGAGGAGGAGAUCGAGAACAUGGGAGGCCACCUCAAUGCUUACACUUCCAGGGAGCAGACUACUUAUUAUGCCAAGGUUUUGAAGAAUGACGUGCCCAAAGCCCUCGAUAUUUUGGCAGAUAUUUUGCAGAAUUCAUGUUUUGCUGAGGACCGAAUUGCCAGGGAGAGAGAUGUAAUUCUCAGAGAAAUGGAAGAGGUAGAGGGCCAAGGGGAAGAAGUUGUAUUUGACCAUUUACAUGCAACUGCGUUUCAAUAUAGUCCUUUGGGAAGAACAAUUUUAGGACCUGCAAAAAAUAUCAAGACAAUUACAAAAUCUCAUCUGCAGCAGUACAUUUCCACCCAUUACACGGCUCCUAGAAUGGUCAUUUCUGCAGCUGGUGCUGUGAAACAUGAAGAAAUUGUGGAACUAGUUAAGAAAUUGUUUAGUAAUCUACCAUCAAGUGGGAUAACUACAAAUCAGCUGGUAGAGAAAGAGUCAUCCAUCUUCACUGGAUCAGAGGUUCGCAUGAUAGAUGAUGAUGUCCCUUUAGCACAAUUUGCGGUAGCAUUUAAUGGAGCUUCAUGGACAGAUCCAGAUUCAAUUGCAUUGAUGGUUAUGCAAACAAUAUUGGGGUCUUGGAACAAGAGUGCUGGAGGUGGCAAGCACAUGGGGUCAGUCCUUGCUCAGAAGGUUGCAAUAAAUGACAUGGCUGAGAGUAUAAUGGCUUUCAACACUAACUAUAAAGACACUGGAUUAUUUGGUGUUUAUGCCAUAGCUAAGCCAGAUGGUUUGGAUGAUUUAUCCCAUGUUAUAAUGCACGAGAUCUGUAAGCUGAUAUAUCGAGUUACAGAAGAUGAUGUUACUCGGGCAUGCAAUCAGUUGAAAUCAUCUUUACAGCUUCACAUUGAUGGCACCAGUCCUGUUGCAGAAGAUAUUGGUCGGCAGUUGCUGACAUAUGGCCGGAGGAUCCCAGCUGCAGAACUGUUUGCUAGAAUAGAUGCAGUUAAUGUGGCUACAGUGAAUCGAGUAGCAAACCGAUUCAUCUUUGAUAGGGAUGUGGCCAUUGCAGCAAUGGGACCCAUUCAGACCCUUCCUGACUAUAACUGGUUCCGCCGCCGCACAUAUUGGCUCCGUUAUUAGAUGAUAUAUUUAUUUUUCCUGAAACAAGGAAAGGUUGUUACUGGAAGCUGCCUACAAUUGUCUUUUGAAUAACGACUAGAAGAACUUGCAAAUAUUUUAUAAGAGAUGGUGGUCUUAUAAUUGGAGCUCUGUAGGCUGACAGUUCCUUUCCUCUUUAUUAUUUUCAUUGAUGAGUCAACUAAAUUGCAUUGCUCAUCUUUGCAUUUCUUUAGAGAAUUAUUGUCUUCAACAUGACAAUUUUUCAUUCAUGUUUUAGCUCAGUGCCUGUGAAUGUAAUCUUUUUUGAAAGGAAUAAAAUUAUUACCACGUAGUAA